GUGUGUGUGUGUGUGUGUGUGUGUGUGUGUGUGUGUGUGUGUGUGCUCGUGUGUGAGUAGCCAGGUCACCCGUGAUACAAGUCAGUAUUCAACAUCCAGCCAUGUCUGAGGACGUCGGGGAGGUGACGUGAAAACUGGCCACUAGGGGCAACAGUGAUAGAAAUUUGUUUCAAAACAUUUCAAAACAAAAAAUAUGUAUAUAUUUAACUAGGCAAGUCAGUUAAUAACAAAUUCUUAUUUACAAUGGCGGCCUAUGAACAGUGGGUUAACUGCCUUGUUCAAGCGCAGAACUACAAAUGUUUACCUUGACAGCUUAGGGAUUCAAUCUAGCAAUCCUUCGGGUACUGACCCAACGCUCUAACCACUAGGAUACCUGCCGCCCCAGGUAGCCUAUCCCAAACCGUAACCGUUACUUUAACCAUUCGGAGUUAAUACCUGACCUUAAAGUGUGGUAGUUAAUGACUAAACUUAAACAUUCUGAGUUAAUGCCUAAACUGUGAGACGUCAGACUGUGAGAGCUUCAGCCACUCCAUUGUGUGUGUGCACUCCCUUAAGGACCGGACUUAUCGAACAUCAGGAAGACACCCUACUCACUCAACGAGUCAGUUCACAGUCACAACUCUAGAUUUAACAGUGCAGCUCUCUAAACACACGCGUUUGGGUUCAGUGCUUUUUCUACAGACAACAGCCACGCUGUUUUUGACGAGCGCCAGCGCCGAACUUUAAUUUGUGGAUUUACAUUUACAUUUAAGUCAUUUAGCAGACGCUCUUAUCCAGAGCGACUUACAAAUUUAACCAGCCAAGUUGUGACGCAUUUGGUUUCCCUGAGUUGUUAACACGUUAUGAAGCCACAUCUAGUCGUCUAUUUGUGUAACAGUAAUUUUAGUCUAGGCAUUUGUGACUUGAAUAACAAUCCGGAUCGAGAGUAUAAUUUAAUAUGAAUGACAACAAUAUGGAUUCUGAUCAAGUUCAACAAACAGGUUGGUGACAUUAUAUAGAAUAAAUUAUAUAAAGUGCCGUUUUUCUAAUAAUAAAACAUUGUUUCUGAGAGUUCAUCUCUUUAAAUGUCUAGUUUCAAAUAUCAUUAAAACGUUUGUAAUUCAGCGAAUGUAAUUCCUACCACUACAUGUAUUGGAAAUGAGCUGCAUUUUUCAUUGAACAGUUGUUACAUUGUUAAUAUGUUUUGUUUUCAGUCGGACUCUGACUGCAAUUAUGUAGUCUAAUAUGGCUGUGUGAUAUGUUCUAAUUAAAGGAACAUAACAGUUUACUGCGUGGUCGACUGAUUGAUUCAUUUAUUUAUUCAUUAUUUGAUCAAUUCAUUCUUUCUAUAGAUGGCAGCACAUCACAAGAAGCAAUAAGUAGUCAUAAUCAAAGGAUGACAAGAUAUCAGAUCCUCACAUUGAUAUCAAUGGCAUCUGUCAACUUCAGCUCAAUGAUCUGCUACUCUAUACUGGGGCCAUUCUUCCCCAACGAGGCCAUGAAAAAAGGAGCCAGUCAGACUGUCAUCGGGCUUAUAUUUGGCUGCUAUGCUCUGUGCAAUCUGAUGGGCUCGUUAGUACUGGGUAAAUAUAUUGUCCAGAUCGGGGCAAAGGUCAUGCUAGUUUCGGGCUUAUUCGUAUCAUCGGGGUGCACCGUUCUCUUUGGCUUACUCGACCGAGUUCCUGAGGGAGCUACUUUUAUUACCUUGUGCUUUAUCAUAAGGUCUGUUGAUGCUCUGGGCUUCAGUGCUGCAAUGACUUCUUCUUUUGCAAUUUCAGCAAAAGUUUUCCCCAACAACAUAGCAACUGUUCUGGGUAGUUUGGAGAUCUUUACAGGGCUGGGUCUGAUACUGGGACCACCAAUAGGUGGAUGGCUGUAUCAGUCAUUUGGAUACGAAGUCCCUUUCAUGGCUCUGGGAUGCUUUCUAUUUCUUAUGGUCCCCUUCAACAUCUACAUCUUACCAAGCUUUGCUGCUGAUCCUACCAAGGACUCCUUCUUCAGGCUGUUCACACGUCUGAAGAUAGUCCUCAUUUGCUUUGCCAUAUUCACCCUGAGCUCUGGACUUGGCUUUCUGGAUGCAACCUUGUCCAUAUAUGCCAUUGAUAAGUUUGACCUCUCUCCAGGUUAUGUGGGUCUUCUCUUGCUUGGCCUGUCGUUGCCUUACUGUCUGGCCUCACCUCUGCUUGGUAUCGUCAGUGACAGGUUUCCUUCCACGAGGCCAUGGUUGAUGGUGCUAGGAGGCUUGUCUACAGCAACUGGUUUCUGGUUCUUAGGUCCUGUCCCCAUUCUGCAGAUACAGAGUCAGCUGUGGCUGUUGGUCUUCAUGCUGGGUGUCAUAGGAUUCUCUCUAAGCAUGAUUGCCAUCCCCACCUUCCCUGAAAUACUCAACUGUGCAUAUGAAAAUGGAUUUGAGGAGGGGCUGAGCACUCUUGGACUGGUGUCGGGAUUGUUUGGAGCAGUGUGGUCCAUUGGAAUGUUUUGUGGUCCAACGCUUGGUGGCUUCACCACACAGCAGCUGAGCUUUGAGUGGGCUGCUUCUGUUCAAGGAGGCCUGGCAUUUUUAGCCGCUUUCUUUCUUGGUAUAUAUUUUCUCUGUCAAGGAACACAACAAAGAAGGGCUCCUCAGAUCAAGAGGAAAAUACCUUCAGAUGAAUGUACCCGUCUCCUGUCCUGAACAACGAUCAUCUGCCAGGAACACGUACAGUGAGAGAUGUGUACCAAACAAUAAACACCACUUCUUAUUAUAUUAUGUGUACGUAUUGCUAGAGAUUGUGGUGGGCGUGUAUUGUAUUGCUAGAGAUUGUGAUAACACAGAACAAUGAGAAAGAUAUUUCACCAAAUGUAUAAAUGUGAAGAAACCGGUUGGCGUUUCCACUCACUACCAAACAUGGUGGUGAGAGGCAGCCCAGUGGCCGGCAGCGGGAGUAGAUGGAGCGAGAUGGAUUUUGGCUGACAUUCUGCAAAUUUUCUCUUUGAUGAAACAUUUGAUCUCAAUAGUUUUCCAAAACUGUUACGAACAGAGUGAACUAAGUUUUGUACUUUACCCUUUGCCAAAGUUUUUUAAAAAUGCAUUAUUUAGGAGUGCAAGGGCGAAUUUCACAGAGUAGACGUUCCCUAACAGAAAUAUGCAAAUACAUGCUAGAACGCACCAAUAGGCUCUCGCUAGCUUUUGCUUGGCUAUGCCCACCUCGUUUGUUCUGCCCACUAUGAUUCAUUUGCUUACAUUGGAAACGACAGGCUGUGGUCUAUCUUGGGUUAGUUAUAAAAAAUCUUUGGUGAUAAUGUACAGUGCAUUCGGAAAGUAUUCAGACCCCUUUACUUUUUCCACAUUUUGUUACUUUCUAGGCUUAUUGUAAAAUGUAUUAAAUAAAAAAAAAUCCUCAUCAAUCUACACACAAUACCCCAUAAUGACAAAGCAAAAACAGGGUUUUAGCCAUUUUUUGCAACAAAAAACAACAGAUAUCAUAUUUACAUAAGUAUUCAGACCCUUUACUCAGUACUUUGUAGAAGCACCUUUGGCAGCAAUUACAGCCUUGAGUCUUCUUGUGUAUGACGCUACAAGCUUGGCACACCUGUUUUGGAGAGUUUCUCCCAUUCCUCUCAAGCUUUGUCAGGUUGAAUGUGGAGUGUUGCUUCACAGCUAUUUUCAGGUUUCUCCAGAGAUGUUCUGACUGGGCCACUCAAGGACAUUCAGAGACUUGUCCCAAAACCACUCCUGCGUUGUCUUGACUGUGUGCUUAGGGUCGUUGUCCUGUUGGAAAGUGAACCGUUGCCCAAGUCUGAGGUCCUGAGCACUCUGGAGCAGGUUUUCAUCAAGGAUCUCUCUGUACUUUGCUCCGUUCAUCUUUCCCUCGAUUCUGACUAGUCUCCCAGUCCCUGCUGUUGAAAAACAUCCCCACGGCAUGAUGCCGCCACCACCUUGCUUCACCGUAGGGAUGGUGCCAGAUUUAGCAAAAAUCUCUAAAAACCUGUUUUCGCUUUGUCAUUAUAGGGUAUUGUUAUUUAAUCAAUUUUAGCAUAAGGCUGUGAUGUAAAGAAAUGUGGAAAAAUUCAAGCAUCUGAAUACUUUCUGAAGGCACUGUAUAUAAGCAGCCAGACAGUGAACAAUAUAUAUCUAUAUACACUACAGAGGUGCUAAACGUGGACUGUAACUUGUAUUAAAAUGUAAAACUAAGAGGAUGAUGCUACAGUUAAGACUUCUCAUUUGUUGUCAUAGAGUAGCACUAGCAAUCAAAAGCAGUUUGCAUUAUGCCAAUAUCAAAAUAAGACCUGUGUAUACUUACUUGAACUGUCAAGAACCUCAACAAGCUGUGGUAAAGCUUUGGAACUUUUUGAAUGAGCUUCUAGCAAGUUAUUUCAAAACACCAUGUACUUAGGAAUAGGUUCAUUCAAGUUUCAUAAAAUAAUGUUUACUUAAUGACAAUCAAUGGGCAUUUAUCAGUUGGCAAUGUAAAUAUGUACCCAUUGAAAUGCAGUACUAUGUAAAUGCCUCUCAUUUCCAACACCACAUGACUUGAAUUAUGUCUGAACAGUGGGGUCAGAACACAAUGUGCCUAGCUAUUGACCUCCUUCGUGGUUAUGUAGAUUGCCCAUUGACCAAAAUGACUGUAUCCACUUGUCAAGUGAUCAUAACUGUCGUUCAUUCAAGUACACCAAACUAUUUGAAAAUAUGUAACUAAUGUAAUCUUAGACCUUUGUUACAGUCUUGUAGUUACAUGCCUUUGGUGUUAUUCCAAUGUGUGCUUCUGCUCUCUUAAACUCCUAUUUACAAUAAUGGCAUUAGGCGAAAUCGAGGAACCUUUUUCCUCACUGACUGAAGUGUUCCAAAUUACAUUUGUCUGGUCAAAUAAAAUAGGGAAUUCAUAAUAAAAGAGAACAGAUUUUGUCUACUA
Molecule: messenger RNA, 4871 nt
Organism: Salvelinus fontinalis (brook trout)
Lineage: Eukaryota; Metazoa; Chordata; Actinopteri; Salmoniformes; Salmonidae
Product: MFS-type transporter SLC18B1-like
Exons: 13
Coding region: 1376-2653 (425 amino acids)
Biological process (GO): transmembrane transport
Molecular function (GO): transmembrane transporter activity
Source: RefSeq, a predicted model, not a curated record